This is a messenger RNA of Gadus macrocephalus (Pacific cod), 2300 nucleotides long. RefSeq names its product polymerase (DNA directed), alpha 2 (gene pola2). Gene Ontology annotation, molecular function: DNA binding. Gene Ontology annotation, biological process: DNA replication; DNA replication initiation. The record is from RefSeq and is a predicted model, not a curated record. Gene Ontology annotation, cellular component: alpha DNA polymerase:primase complex. The coding region runs from base 286 to 2088 and encodes 600 amino acids. The transcript is spliced from 18 exons. NCBI's taxonomy places the organism in Eukaryota, Metazoa, Chordata, Actinopteri, Gadiformes, Gadidae.
UCGGUCCGACAGCGGGUUUUCGCGGUAAAAUGUAAAAGACGGAGACUGUCUACUUGUUUUGGUGUCGGUAACACUCGUCGUGCUUUUUUCCUUGUGUUUCAAUUUGUUUUAAGCUACGUUCUUUUGUAUUCAAGAUACAUUAUCCAAGUAGUGUUGGUGGAAAUUGAGUGCCUGAACGAGCGAGCCAUUUCUGAUAUAUUAUCUGUCCGUUCUAUGACAUUAGAUUAACACAAGUUCUGCUAGUCAAGAUACUCUGGGUUUGUAUAGUACAAUUAAAACGUCACCAUGUCCACCAUAAAUCUCGAAACGAUAAAGUCUGAGCUAGAAAUGUUUGGCAUCGACUACGACGACGAAGCUAUAUUGGACAAGUUGUUGGAACAGUCCAUCUGCAACAGACUGCAGGCCGAUCAGAUAAUGCUGGAGUGGGUGGCUUUCAGCGUCACCAAGAGUGGACUGAAACUGAAUAUAGACAACCUGGAACAGUUUGAGCACGAAGUUUUAAGCAAGAAGAACAAAUUGAGACAAAGCUCAAAAAAGGAGGAACCACAUAAUGUAACCAUCCACACACUGCAAGACCUAAUUAAAGAAGAAGAAGAGCAGGAUAAUCUUUUGGAUUCUUACUCUACCCCUGCCAAGGGAUCACAGAAACGUUCGCUCAGCACCCCGGAGCAUCCCAAGUCGAAGAGGAGUGCAGCUCUGCUGGCCAGCCCUGGCCUGCUACUCUCGCCAGCCAGCUUCUCCCCCAGUGGAACCCCUUCCCAAAAGUACAGCCAGCGUGGAGCAAAAGGGGAGGUGGUGGUGAAGUUUGGGUCCAGCGAGGGCUCUCAGUGGGUGGGAGGAAACGGUCGAGGUGUCGGGGUGAGCCUGGAGCUCCUGGAGGGCCCUGAGGAGUCGCUCCGCUCCAGCUACAAGUACAUGUUCCAGAGGCUGAGGGAUGUGCGCAAUGUGCUGACAGACAAGAUCGAGGAGCUUGGGGAGACGCUGAGGACUCACUUCAACAUCGAGGAGUUCUCUCCCGCCGCCCUACCCGCCCAGGACAGUAUUACCAUCCUGGGUCAGGUGUGCUGUGACAGCAAGGGGAAACUGAACGCCCAGUCAGUGGUGUUGGAGGCAGGGCCAGAGCAUGGGGCCCAGCUGGUGCCUGUGGACCUAUCAGAGCUCAAGGAAUACUCCUUAUUUCCUGGUCAGGUGGUGGUGAUGGAGGGGUUGAACACCACAGGAAGGAGGCUGGUGGCGUCCAAGCUCCACGAGGGACUUCCCCUUCCUUUCUACACACCUGAGGUGAAGCAGGAAAUGGAUGAAGUUCCAGAGCCGGUGAGCGUGUUGGUGGCCUGUGGGCCGUACACGCCGUCCGACAGUCUGACCUUUGACCCCCUGCUGGACCUGAUCUCGGUCAUCGUCAGGGACCGCCCAGACGUCUGUGUGCUGCUGGGCCCGUUCGUGGACGCUAAGCAUGAGCAGAUAGAGAAAGCCCAGGUCACCGAGACGUUUGAGGCCAUCUUCACCAGGUGUGUGGAGAGCAUCGUAGAAGGCACCAAAAGUGUGGGAUGUCGUCUGGUGUUUGUGCCGUCCCAGAGAGACGUCCACCACCACCCCAUCUACCCCCAGCCCCCCUUCAGCCUGCCCGACCUCUGCAAGGACCAGCGUGUGACCAUGGCCCCCGACCCCUGCACCCUGCUGGUGGAGGGCGUUGCCCUGGGGCUGACCUCCACAGACAUCCUGUUCCACAUGGGAGCCGAGGAGAUCAGCUGCGCUCCUGGCUCCGACCGAUUCUCACGCAUUUUGAAGCACCUGCUGACUCAGAGAAGCUACUACCCACUCUACCCCCCCGUGGAGGACAUGAACAUGGACUACGAGAAGUUCCAGAGCUAUGGCCAGAUGCCCCUCACCCCCGACGUGCUGGUGGUCCCCUCGGAGCUGCGCUACUUCAUCAAGGAGGUGAUUGGCUGCGUGUGUGUCAAUCCCGGCCGUCUGACCAAGGGCCAGGUGGGCGGGACCUACAGCCGGCUGCUGAUCCAGCGCAGCAGUCAGUCAGAGGAGGGGCAGAGGGCCAGCCCGUGUCUAACCUGUCAGGUGGUGAAGAUCUAAGGAGGGUUCCAGAAGGUUCUGGUUCAGGGCGGGCCCCACGGUGGAGGCAGAGGAAGGUGUGCUGAUGUAAAAAGAAGGAAGACUGUAACUGAAUUAAUGCCGGAUAUUUUUUUUUUGUUAUAUAAAACUGAAUUAAAUUUGAGGCCACACCGAUCUGUGCCGUGUUGUACAUCAAUCCAAAUCGUUUAUUUUUCAAUAAAUUAUUUUCUUUA